ACAUACACCAUGGCCAAAGGAAAUAAUUCAGAAGUGACUGAAUUCAUCCUCGUGGGACUCACAGACAGUCCAGAGCUACAAGCCCUUCUUUUUGGGAUCUUUCUAGUGAUCUACUUAAUUAGUGUCAUGGGUAAUCUUGGGUUAAUUAUGCUAAUUCAUAUCAGUCCUCAGAUUCACACACCUAUGUAUUUUUUCCUCAGCCACUUAGCUUUUGUUGAUUUUUGCUAUACCUCUUCUGUCACCCCCAACACCUUGGUGAACUUCCUCCAAGAAAUUAAAAGAAUAUCCUUACCUGCUUGUGCCACUCAGUUGUGUUGCUUUGUCAUGUUUGCGGUUUGUGAGGUGUACAUGCUUUCAGUCAUGGCGUAUGAUAGGUAUGUGGCCAUUAGCAACCCUUUACUCUAUACCAUUGUCAUGAACAGAAGGGUCUGUGUGCAAAUGGUGGUGAGUACAUAUUUGAAUGGCUUUUCUGUGGGACUCCUCCAGACAUUUCUUACAUUCCACUUGUCUUUCUGUAAUUCAAAUAUAAUACAUCACUUCUACUGUGAUGAUAUUCCCCUGGUUGGUCUGGCUUGUCAUAAGACCCGUUACAAAGACAUCAAAACACUGAUACUCUUCAUACUUGCUGGUUUCAAUACCCUUUUCUCUCUUUUUAUCAUUCUUGUCUCUUACAUAUUCAUUCUGUUUGCCAUUCUGAGAAUUAACUCGGCUGAAGGCAGAAAAAAGACAUUUUCUACUUGCGCAUCCCACCUGACCUCCAUCACCAUAUUUUAUGGUUCAGUCAUCUUCAUGUACAUACAGCCAAAAACAAGUCAUUCUCUGGACACUGACAAAAUAGCUUCUGUUUUCUAUAUUGUGAUAAUUCCCAUGUUGAAUCCUUUAAUAUACAGCCUGAGGAACCAGGAAGUCAAAAAUGCUUUGAAGAAAACUCUAGAAAAGGUGUGUUCUACUAUAAAAUAA
This is a messenger RNA of Manis pentadactyla (Chinese pangolin), 960 nucleotides long. RefSeq names its product olfactory receptor 5AL1. Gene Ontology annotation, cellular component: membrane. Gene Ontology annotation, molecular function: G protein-coupled receptor activity; olfactory receptor activity; odorant binding. Bases 10 to 960 code for a protein of 316 amino acids. The transcript has a single exon. Gene Ontology annotation, biological process: sensory perception of smell; G protein-coupled receptor signaling pathway. The record is from RefSeq and is a predicted model, not a curated record. Lineage: Eukaryota; Metazoa; Chordata; Mammalia; Pholidota; Manidae.